This is a messenger RNA of Lichtheimia ornata, 2322 nucleotides long. RefSeq lists its product as uncharacterized. The transcript is spliced from 8 exons. Bases 1 to 2322 code for a protein of 773 amino acids. Gene Ontology annotation, molecular function: ATP binding; protein serine/threonine kinase activator activity; protein kinase activity. Gene Ontology annotation, biological process: protein phosphorylation. NCBI's taxonomy places the organism in Eukaryota, Fungi, Mucoromycota, Mucoromycetes, Mucorales, Lichtheimiaceae. The record is from RefSeq and is a predicted model, not a curated record.
AUGUCACAAGCCCCUGCACACAACUCUUUGGCGUUCCUGAAGGGGUCGAACGCCUCGACCAGUUCCUUUGACCGCCUCAACACUUCUUCUCGUUCUCGCUCUGGCAGUCUUAUGCGUGUCAUGUCAACUCACAAUCCCGCACCAUCCACUGCAAUGACUCGUCGAUUCUCUGAAGCUCUCCCAAGGAGCUCAUUUCUUCAUGAUCAACACGACUCAACAACACUCAACCCACUAUCACACUAUGCCAAUCCAUCCACGACCUCUUUUUCUCAAUUAUCUGAUACCAACUGGGCCAACCGUUUGGAGGAUUUUGAACUCAAAGACCCUAUCGGUUACGGCUCAUCAGCUGUAGUCUACGGCGCCAUUUACAAGCCAUUGAACAAACGCGUCGCCUUGAAAAUGAUUGACUUGGAUAUGUUUGAACGUAAUCAAAUCGAUGAAUUGCGACGCGAAACAGCUUUGAUGGCACUAUCCAAACAUCCCAAUGUCCUGCAAGUUUAUGGCUCCUUUGUAAACGGAUCCAAGCUUUACAUAGUAACACCUUAUUUAUCAGCGGGCUCGUGUCUGGAUAUUAUCAAGUCUGCUUUUAAACAAGGAUUUGAAGAGACCACCAUUGCAACCAUCCUCAAGCAAGCGUUGGAGGGGCUGGUGUAUUUGCACAAGAAUGGUCACAUUCAUCGAGAUGUAAAAGCGGGCAAUCUACUUAUGGAUGAGCAUGGCACUGUGUUGCUGGCCGAUUUUGGAGUUUCCAGCUCGCUCACGGAGAAUGGGGGUGUUCGAAAGACAUUUGUGGGAACGCCAUGUUGGAUGGCACCUGAAGUCAUGGAACAAGCAAGCUAUGAUUACAAGGCUGACAUUUGGAGCUUUGGUAUUACAGCUCUCGAACUUGCCAAGGGUCAUGCUCCAUUUGCAAAGUUCCCACCCAUGAAGGUCUUAAUGAUGACCUUGUCCAACGAUCCCCCGACCUUGGAUCGGGAUUCCACCAAGUACAAAUAUACAAAGGUGUUCAAGGAAAUGAUUGAUUGCUGUCUUCAAAAAGAUCCUCGAAAAAGACCUACCGCUGAAAAGCUGCUACAACACCCUUUCUUCAAGCAAGCAAAAAAGAAAGAAUACCUAUGCAAGUCACUCUUGGUGCAUGUACCAUCCCUUGAACAACGUCCACACAAAAAGGUCCCUCAAAAGCAUAUCACCUUUGAAACGACUGAGCAGUGGGAUUUCGAUACCGAUGAUACGACAACAACAACAACAACCACUGAAAAGAAGCAGCCAACUAGAAAGCAUAUCUCUUUUGGUGAAGUGGUGAUUCGUGAUGCAGCUAAACCAGCAGCAGCAUCAACAGCAACAGCAACGAUAGCAUCCGAUAGCAGCAAUAGCACCAUCACAAAAAAAUCACGCUUUGUUAUCGAAGAGAAUCAUGAUACUCCUCCCGUAUCCACUCCAUCUCCUCCUGUGGCACCACUCGAUGUUGUACCUCCUUCCAAUCCUGAAUGCGAGAUAAAAAAGGGUCGUUUCAGCGUGAAUCAAAGAGCUGUUGAAGAAGUCGCCACGCAAGAUUUGACGCCAUUGCCUUUAUCUCGUUUAUCAAGUCAAGAUAGCGUACAAGGAGAACGAAAGUCGAGAUUCGAGAUCCAACAACAGCCACAUCCUAGUACCGAAGGUGCCCUCUCACGUGAAAACUCUAAUUCAUCUGGUAUCUCGUUACCCCGUAAUGGAUCUACAAGUUCUAAAUCAAGUCGAUUCUCAGUCGAAGUUGAACAACAUCAUCCUGCAGGGCGGGAUGAGCAACAGCAGCCACCUACAACAACAACAACGACGACGACGACAAAUGAUUGUUGUCGAAAAAAGGGUCGCUUUGAAUUGUCUGGCAACGCAGCAACCACAGCCACAGCAACCAACACCAUGGAUCGAUCAGCUGAGUCUUCGUUGUCAGGUUCACCUAAUACAUCACCCUAUACUUCAUUGUCACGUGAUCCAAGCUCUGUUCGACAUAUCAUCACCACCGCCCAAUCUCCAGCAGCAGGUAUUAGCGAAAUACCUUCGAUCAUGUAUACCCAGAUGGAAACGCUCUUCAAGCAAAAUGAGGUCCAGCGCAGCCUUCUCAAUGAUAUGCUCAGCUGCUUAUCCAACACAACUCAACAACAGCGAUCACGUAAGCCAUCGUAUGACGGGGCUGAACAUCAUCAUCAUCAUCAUCCAUCAGACGCUGUCGAGCGUUUACAACAGCAAUUGGCAAUCUCCCAUGCAGAACGUGAAAAGCUAUCACGAGAAAAUGAGGCACUUAAACGGGAGCUGGAACAGUUACGUCGUAAUAACACAAAGUAA